AUGGAGGAAUCCACGGACGUGAGAGGCGCUGCGACGGGGACAUCGACGCUGGAAAGCGCUGCGACGGGGAAAUCGACGGUGGAAAGUGCUGAGACGGACGAAUCGACGGUGGUGUACCACCCGGGGGAUGAGGAGUACGUGAACUGGGGCAUGAUAAAGCCCCCGGGGGAGCCCCCCGACGACGAGGACCAAAGAGAGGCGGUACACGAGAUGCUCAAGUGGAAGCGGGUCACAGACGAUGAUGCCACCGCAAAGUCUUGA
Messenger RNA from Klebsormidium nitens, 261 nucleotides. NCBI's taxonomy places the organism in Eukaryota, Viridiplantae, Streptophyta, Klebsormidiophyceae, Klebsormidiales, Klebsormidiaceae. The record is from the annotation of a GenBank genome assembly.